AUGCUGAAGGAAGUGGGAGGCCCUUUCGCGGAUGAAACGCGCAUCUCGCUGGUGAAGAAGUUGAAUGAUUUGAAGUUCUCGUCCCUGGAGGAUCGCACUGCGGAGGGGUCUACUGAAGCAGGGGAGGAGAAGAAGAACACGGAUGAGGUGUCGUCCCCGGCCGUAGCUCCAGAGGUUCCUGCUGAAGGGGAAGAAGAAGAGGAGGAUGAGGAUGACGGGUACCUCAGUGAUGACCCGGAGGAACGUUUUGACCCCGUGAAGGCGGGGGAGAUCGCCGCGCGUGCUGGCUUUUCAAUCACGCUGCUGAUCCCGAUCAAGUACGAAGAGGAGGUGGAGCGGACUAUUGACACGGUUAAGGGUCUGCUGGCGCUGUGGAGAAAGUAUAUGUCGGCGCAUGUGCUGACAACGACGAAGUGUCAAGUGCUCUUACCGGCGUGGUUGUCAAAGAAGCGUUACGGACGGCUGCAAGUUACCUUUCAGCAGGCGUCGGACGCGAACUACGCGUGGUGCCGCAGGGUUGAGCACAAGAUGUUGAACGGUGUUGGCAUCACCCUUGACUGGCAGCACCCAGAAAACCCGCUGUACAUCAUGGAACGCGAGAAGCACCCAGACUCGGUCGAAGUGCUCCUAAAGAGUGUGCCUGCCGCCAUAACGCCGGAGAUGGUUUAUGAGUACCUGGUGACGGCGGUGCUGGAGAAGCGUGGCAGAACCCCCUUCUUGAGUGGUUCGGCUUUCCACCGGGUCGUUGAUCCGGUUACUGGUGCGGACACAGACAAGAUCAGGGGCUCGGUCAAAGGCCACCCGGGGGAUAAGUAUCGCUGGUGGCACCUGCUGACUGACUCGGUGCACCACAGGCAGCUUCUUGUCCAUUUUCCAUCGCUUUCCUGUGAUUUCUGCAACGGCAUGCACAUGACAAACCGGGAAGACUGGCUGUGUGUCCAGGAGGCGUGUGGGAAGGUGCACGGCUCCAGUUUCUCCCAGGCGUUGGUGCAUGUGAAAUCGGUCCACCACUGCACCGCGCUUCUGCAAGGGGGUUCGGCAAGCAGGAGAAGCCGGGGGAAGAUGAAUUUGAUCCCGGUCCGCAAGGAGUUUGGGCUGCAGAAGUGA
This is a messenger RNA of Closterium sp. Naga37s-1, 1107 nucleotides long. The record is from the annotation of a GenBank genome assembly. NCBI's taxonomy places the organism in Eukaryota, Viridiplantae, Streptophyta, Zygnematophyceae, Desmidiales, Closteriaceae.